AUGUCCAUUUCAUGUCCAUUUUGCCUUUCCAAUAGCACGAUAACUGACGAGGGCCAAGCAAAAGUGUUCUGUGGUAACUGUGGGCUUGUAAUCAUGGACACUCUCAUUGUCAAUGAUCUAAUCUACCAAGAUCAAAAUGGUGUGUCCACCGUGAUGGGGAACUUCAUAAGCGCUAACACCUCCUCCACGGCUCGCAGUCUUGCAAUCAAACACUUUUCCAAGGAGCUAGAGACAAUUGCAAUGAUUCUAAAUUUACCAAUGGAGCUUGUUCGGAAAGCCAGCGACUACUAUGCCAAUUGUCUGCGCGACAAAGCAACGAGAGGACGGAGAAACAAUCUCUUGGCAGCAGCUCUUCUUUACAUUGUGGGGCGACAGCACAACCUCUCCCAUCUUCUGAUAGACUAUGCAGAUGCUCUUAACGUUUCUGUUUUCACGCUCAACAAGUACAUACAGCCAUUUCUGCGUCAAUAUAAUAUCAAGCUACCUUACCAGGAUCUUGAAUCACUGUUACCACGGUUUGUGGAUAGUAUUCUGAAAGAAGAGUUCACGACUGCAUUUCAAGACAACAGAGAUUGUAUGCUUUUCGCUAAUAUCCACAUAACAUCUGUGGAUCAGCUCCGUGAGCAUACUCUUGUUGUAUCUAAGUACAUUCUUAAGGCCUCUACCGCUAUUAAUAUUCACACCGGCAGGCUUCCAUCAGGCUUGUUAGGCGCCAGUAUUUUUGUUGCGCUUAAGUUACUAAACUAUGGGAUACCCAUUCAUCGCAUUUCCCGCUGUGUCUUUUGUUCUCCAGACACCAUUGCGCGCCGUCUCCAAGAAAUGCAAUCAUCAGAGCUAUUCGCCAAGCUAACCAUUGGUGAUGUUCUUCGUAAUGUAGACCUCGACCUUGAGGGCGUAGACGUACGGCCCCCAUCUCUUGUACGCAGACAUCUUUACCAUCGGCACUAUGCAGAAUCUGCAGCACACGAACAGUUGGCAAGUCUAGGAUCGCUUUUAGCUCAGGGCGCACAGGCGACUGCAAUGUCCAUACCAAUUGAUUUGAGUCUGGCAAGCGACAUCUCUAUUCAGGAAUAUAUUGCUCCUGCAGGUGUCAGGCAAGCAAAGCUUCAGUUAUUUGAUGCUCAGCACGGAGACUUUUAUCGCGCUCUUCAAGCAGCAAGAGAGGGAACUGUCGAUCCAGAAGAGGAUGCUUCUGUGCAACGUAAAAGACAGCGAGCUGAGCAUAGCGGGCUCACUGCUGCAGAAAGCGUGCGCAACGAUCGCGGAUUGCCUGCCAGUAUUCGUGAAGACCUCGCUAGCCACUUGGAAGGAGGGGCACUAGACUCUUUCCGGAGCGAGUCGAGCCUCCACAACGCUGUCAGUAGCGAGGUGGACUAUGAGUACGAGCACGAGCAAGAAUCUCGGUCCUUGUGGGCCAUCUUCAACGAGUGA
This is a messenger RNA of Giardia duodenalis, 1431 nucleotides long. Its product is annotated as Transcription factor IIIB 70 kDa subunit BRF. Gene Ontology annotation, biological process: transcription by RNA polymerase III; DNA-templated transcription initiation; transcription preinitiation complex assembly. Gene Ontology annotation, cellular component: transcription factor TFIIIB complex; nucleus; transcription preinitiation complex. The record is from RefSeq and is a predicted model, not a curated record. Bases 1 to 1431 code for a protein of 476 amino acids. The transcript has a single exon. Gene Ontology annotation, molecular function: TBP-class protein binding; RNA polymerase III type 3 promoter sequence-specific DNA binding; RNA polymerase III general transcription initiation factor activity. NCBI's taxonomy places the organism in Eukaryota, Fornicata, Diplomonadida, Hexamitidae.